Messenger RNA from Poeciliopsis prolifica (blackstripe livebearer), 1669 nucleotides. RefSeq names its product FXYD domain containing ion transport regulator 6 (gene fxyd6). Gene Ontology annotation, molecular function: sodium channel regulator activity. Gene Ontology annotation, biological process: regulation of sodium ion transmembrane transporter activity. Gene Ontology annotation, cellular component: membrane. Bases 456 to 764 code for a protein of 102 amino acids. The transcript is spliced from 8 exons. NCBI's taxonomy places the organism in Eukaryota, Metazoa, Chordata, Actinopteri, Cyprinodontiformes, Poeciliidae. The record is from RefSeq and is a predicted model, not a curated record.
CAGUCCUCACCUCAGACAGUGUCUCCCCUAAAUGCCCUUCACUAAGCGUUCUCAACAGACAGUGCUUUUUCCCCCCGCCCAGGGUGUGGUUCAUGUCUCCUACCUUGACCGUCUCUCUGCUUGCCCUCUCCUUGUCCCUGUGUUGUAAAAAAAAGAAAAAGAAAAGAAAAAAAAAGCGCCUCUCCAUCUGUCGUGUUAUUUUCCCCCCACCUCGCUCUCUUCCACCUGCUCCUCCUUCUCUCUGUGAUAUGAAGUGUCUAGAAUAGAAUAGGUUUGUUCUUUAUUUGUCCCUCAGUGGGGGAAUUCUGAGCAUGGAGAUGAGGACGUUUAGUACACUAAGAUGGACGUUUCAAAAAAGCUCUUUGGCCCUCUGUGGAUAAUCUAAUCUUAAUUGGUUUUUUCCUCCUUUGGCAGCAAAAAACGUCCAUCAAGCGUUUGUGAUAACUGAGAUUGCCAUGGAAACGGUUUUGCUCUUCCUCUCCUCACUCCUGGUGUGUGUAGCUGCUGAAUCAGACCCCAGUGCUAUGGAGGAGCAUUCAGUGGCUGAAAAUCCUUUUAUUUAUGAUUAUGAGAGUUUGAGAAUUGGGGGAUUGACGUUUGCGGUGAUCCUGUUUAUGCUGGGCAUCCUUCUAAUCCUCAGUCGACGAUGCCGCUGUGGAGGAAAACAGAAGCCCAGGGCCCCUGGAGACGAGGAGGUACAGGAAGAGAACCUCAUUGUCACCAAGGCUGCAGCGGCUGCCAAAGAGACUCCAGCAGAAAACUGAGGCGACAGGAGCGCAACAAUAAUAUAUAUAAAAAAAAAAAAAAAACCCCGUGAGGUUUAUUCUAGUUAGUUGUACAGGAGGGUGAGGACAUGGUGUACACGUUUAAAAAUGUAACAAGUGAGUAGAUCUUUUGCCAGGUGUUAAAUUUUUUUUGUGAGUUGUCCUUCAGUGCUCUUGUCAAAUGCUGCGCCUUUUCUGUGACCGUCUUUCACUGCAGCUUGUUGUGGCAUCUUUGGCACAAGUUUGUCUUAUAAAUUCUUGAGAUAUUUCCAGUGUUGUGAGUUCAGAUGUUUCGUUGUGCUUCUACUACUUGACUUUAGGUUUUAGGAUUUGUGAAUCUGUUGCUCGUUUUCCCAGCCGUCCUGAGAAAAAAAAUUGUCAUAUGUAUAUUAUAAGAUACAUGCAUAUAUAUACAGUAUUUAUACUUAAAUACUUUACAUAUGAGCUGUUUAGUCAAAUAUUCUAGAUCUAUGUUUGUGUUUGUAUGGUUAGGCGUGUUUGGGUGAACAUGUGUACAGGGCUGGAUUUAGGAGAACGUGGCCCACAGGGUAAAUCCAUUCCAGUAAAAGAUUAAAGUAAUAAAGUUAAACAUUUUUUUAUUUUUAACAAGUUUUCAGUUCUUGUGUGUCUUUGAUUUAUCAGAAUUUUUGCAGCUUAUCAAGACCUGAAUUGUAUCUGCUGAAAAGAGACAUGUUGGCCCAAAAUAUUUCACCAUCUAUGCUAGAGCUGUGGUCUUACUGCCAAAUGCAGAAUUACACUGCUCCAUCAGAGCCAGUAGAAGUGUCUUAGUGCUAUCAAUCACUCUAAUGUAUGAGCUGCAGCUAUGCUAAUGGGGAGGAAACAGCUGACAAUUACAGGAAAACAAUUUAUUUGCCAUCAACUGGUGGUCAUGCUUACUAGCCUGC